CCUCUCUCCUCCCCCCCCCCCCAACUACCAAAAUUUCAAAUUCCCGCACUCCCUCCUCCCCCCUCGCCGCCGGCCAUGGACGCCGCCGACGAGAUGGACAUCGACGCCGCCGCCGACGAGACGGGAUCCCCGCCCUCCGCCUCGGGAUCCCUCUCCACCUUCCUCUCCGAGCUCGCCGCCCUCCACCGCCGCUCCUCCGGUACCUCCUCCUCCUCCUCCACCUCCACCUCCCCGCCCCUCUCCCUCGCCUCCCUCACCUUCCUCUCCUCGGCGGCGUCCCCCUCCUCCUCCAUCUUCCCCCGCCUCGCCGCCGCGGGCCUCCCGGCCUCCUCCCUCUCCGCCCCGCUCGCCGCCUCCCUCUCCUCCGCGCACCACCCGCUCCCCGCCGCCGUCGCCUACCUCCGCCUCCUCCUCGCCCCGGCCUCCCCUCUCCUCUCCCUCUUCUCGCCGCUCCCCUUCCUCUCCCUCCUCCUCGCCCUCCGCAAGUCGGCGUCGUCGUCCGCCGCGUCGCACGAUGCGGCGGCGGCGGCCAACCCUAGCUCCGGCUCCGGCUCCGGCUCCGGCUCCGGCAAGGGGAACCACCGGAACCGGAAGCGGAAGAGCCACCAGCAGCGUCAGUCGCCGGCGGCGGCCCCGUCGCUCCUCCCCAGGGCGCUCGCGCUCCUCGCCGACGCCGCGGGGAGGCUGCCGCUCGGGGAGCACCCGGACGCGCGGAGGUCGCUCGUCGACACCGCCGCGGAGCUCGCCGCCUUCGAUGUCCUCGUCGCCGUCCUCGGAUCUGGCUACUACGCCGAGGCGAUGCCCGAUUUGGUGCGCGCGCUGGCCCCCGUGGCGCUCUCAGGGUCCAGAUCGGCGGCGCGGGCGUCCGCGGUGGAAUUCUUGGCGAGGAAGGUUGUGCCGUUGGGUGUGGAGGGAGGGGAGGAUGGGGUGAGGAAGGCGGUGGGUUACCUACCGAGGUAUCUGGCGGCGAAGGCGCCGGAGAAGUCGGAGGCUAGGGCGAUGGCGGUGGAGGCCAUAGUCGAGGUGGUGCGAGCAAUGGGGCAAUUGGAGAUGGAGGGAUUUGCUGGGUAUGUGGUGGCUAUGGCGAAGGGGAAGGCGAAAGGGCGGCUGCUUGCUGUGGAUUUGAUCUUGGCGAUGCUGCCAUUGCUGCUGCCAUCGGAAGGGGAUGAUUGUGGUCUACAGGAGGGUUCUUGGGGGCUGAAGUUUGUCCGGGUGCUUGUGGAGAGGUGCUCGGAUACGGUGGGAGGGGUCAGGGCUCGGGCCUUGACGAACGCAGCCCAGGCGCUCGACGUUUUGUCUGAAAGAGGCAUGGAGGUUGACCGGUUGCAGGAGGUGAUGAGGAUAGGGAACAUAGGCCUUGGCGAGUUGCUGAGGCUGCGGUGCGCUGAUGAUAAGGCUGCUGUGAGGAAGGCUGCGCUUGUGCUCAUUACUAAGUCAAUCAGAUUGAUCGGGAGGCCUGUUGACGAGUCGCUACUCAGUGCUAUGGGGGCUGCGUGCUCUGAUCCGCUAGUCAGCAUACGCAAGGCAGCUCUUGCAGCCAUCUCAGAGGUGUUCAGGAACUUCCCGGAUGAGAGGGUAACAAAAGAGUGGCUUCAGGCUGUGCCACCACUGGUUAUUGAUAGUGAGACAAGUAUCCAAGAGGAAUGUGAGAAUUUGUUUCUUGAAUUGGUCCUGAACAGGGUCUGUCAAGCUGCCAAUUUGAAUCUAAAUGAUGAUUCCAAUGAUAUGGAGGAAGUGUUUCCUAAAGGGACACUGGAUUUGCUGAAAAGUAUCUGUGAUGGAGAGGUUGCACCAUGCAUAAAAAAGAUAUGUGCAAGCCUUGGGAAGAAGAAAAAGCUGAAACCACUGCUUGCAAGUUCAUUGCAGAAUAUCAUAACAAUAUCAGAGUCCUUGUGGUUGAGAGGUUGUAAACCAAUUGAGAUGUGGACUGCACCAGCCGGGGCAUGGUGGCUUCUUUCUGAGGUCUCAUCAUUUGCACCUAAAUCAGUUAACUGGAAAUUCCUCUCACACCACUGGAAACUCCUUGAUAAUGUUGGCCAAGAUAAAGGCAAAGUUCGUCCUAAAGGGGAACCAAAUUCUGCAUUAUGGGCUGUGGAUCGUGUUUCACUCUUGCAAACUAUUUCAAAUGUUUCCAUGGAGCUGCCUGUGGAACCUGCAGCAGAACUUGCACACAGCUUGCUCACACGGAUUGAAAAUUUUGACAUGAACCUUAGUGAGGUUGAUGCUCAUGUAAAAUCCCUGAAAACGUUAUGCAAACGAAAAGCAAAAACAGCUAAGGAGGGCGAAACACUGAUCCUGAAGUGGGUGCAGCAACUUAUAUGUAAAGCUGUUAACAUUCUUGAUGAAUACAUAAAGGAGACAUCAGAAGCUGCUAAGGGUCCUAAAUUUUUUACACCUUUGAGUGGAAAACUCAAGGGAAGAAAAGAUGCAUCUGCACAAAAGUCAAUGUCACAUGCAGUUAUUGCUGUAUUCACCAUUGGAUCGCUGAUCCUAGCUUGCCCCACUGCUAAUGUGCAAGGCGUCAUUCCUUCGCUGCACACAAUCAUAACAUCUGGAAACUCUCAGCCAAGACCAAAAAAUCUUGCUGGUGGGACUGUUUCUUUCAAAGAGCUAGCUCCAUCUUUAUAUAUACAGUCCUGGGAUACAAUGGCUAAAAUAUGCCUUGUGGAUGACAAACUUGCGAAAAGAUAUAUUCCACUUUUUGUUCAGGAACUUGAGAGGAGUGAUUUGGCUACCCUCCGGAAUAACAUCAUGAUUGCACUGGCAGACUUUUAUGUCCGUUAUACCGCAAUGGUUGACUGUUAUAUGUCAAAAAUAACAAAAUCGUUGCGUGAUCCCUGUGAGGUAGUGAGGAGGCAAACAUUUAUCCUACUCUCAAAGUUGCUGCAGAGGGACUAUGUAAAGUGGAGAGGUGUGCUCUUCCUUCGGUUCCUGCCAUCUUUAGUUGAUGAGUCAGAGAAGAUAAGGCAUUUGGCAGACUUCCUUUUUGGGAACAUCUUGAAAGCUAAAGCGCCACUCCUUGCAUAUAAUAGUUUCAUAGAAGCUAUCUAUGUCCUAAACAAUUGCUUGGGUAAUGGUGCGCAAACCGAAUCUCAGGGAAGGUUGGACGGAGGACCAACCCUUUUUGCAAUACGAGGCACUGACGAAAGGUCGAGGUCGAAAAGAAUGCACAUAUAUGUAUCUCUGCUGAAGCAAAUGGCACCAGAGCACCUUUUAGCUACGUCUGCCAAGUUAUGUGCCGAGAUCUUGGCAGCUGCUUGUGAUGGCUUGCUCAAUGUCGAUGAUGCCGCUGGAAGGGCUGUACUUCAGGAUGCUCUACAAAUACUGGCAUGCAAGGAGAUGCGCAUCCACCCCAACAUUUGCACGGACAAUUCCGAGAUGGAUGAGGAAUGCGGCGAUGGCGGGUCGUCCAAUGCCACUCUCCAGGCGGCGAAAGGGAGAGCCGUCACCCAGGUGGCGAAGAAGAACCUGAUCCAGAUCGCCAUCCCGAUCUUCAUCGAGCUGAAGCGCCUUCUCGAGAGCAAGAACAGCCCGCUCACCGGCUGCCUGAUGGAGUGCCUGCGGACCCUGCUCAAGGACUACAAGAACGAGUUCGACGAGAUACUGGUGGCGGACAAGCAGCUGCAGAAGGAGCUCCUCUACGACAUGCAGAAGCUCGACGUCGCCGGCAAGGGCAAGGCCAAGGCCGCAGCUGCUGCGGAGGCUGGGCCAAGCGGAGCCUCGCCGGCGGUGAACGGUGGCGGCAAGAGGGCGGCGGACGGCUCGGCGAGGGCCACGGCGAGGUCGGUGCUCAAGGAGGUGAACCGGAACACGCCGACGCCGCCGCUGAACUCGAUGAGCGUGCCCAAGGUGAGGUCCAUGCUGGGCGUCGGCUCGCGCCGGCCCGCUGUGCUGGAGUCGGUCCGGCGGCUUGAGCCGUUUGGGUCCGACGAUGAGAAUUAGCGUGCCAUAUGGCAGAAGCUUUAGGUUGGCCUGAUGGUCAGUAUUAGGCUGUGUUUAUGAUGCUAACUUUGACCGGUUUAGGAGAAAAUUACAAGCUCAGUUUCUCGCUGACGGUUUUGUACAUGGAGUAUAUAUUUAACGCAUUUUAGUGAUGUUCAGAGAGAUGAAACAAUUUUACUGUCGCAUUUUCUCCUUAGUUUGGAUGUGACAUGAAAGUAUAUAUGCUUUACACCGAA
Oryza sativa Japonica Group (Japanese rice) is the source of this 4178-nucleotide messenger RNA. Its product is annotated as condensin-2 complex subunit CAP-D3. The record is from RefSeq and is a predicted model, not a curated record. Gene Ontology annotation, molecular function: histone binding. NCBI's taxonomy places the organism in Eukaryota, Viridiplantae, Streptophyta, Magnoliopsida, Poales, Poaceae. Gene Ontology annotation, cellular component: condensed chromosome, centromeric region; condensin complex. Gene Ontology annotation, biological process: mitotic chromosome condensation; meiotic chromosome condensation.